AGAGAGGCAAAGAAACAUUGGGAAAUCUCCAACUGUUAACCUUCAACAUGAAAGUCUCUGCAGUGCUUCUGUGCCUGCUGCUCAUAACAGCAGCUUUCAACCCCCAGGGACUUGCUCAGCCAGAUGCACUCAACGUCCUAUCCACUUGCUGCUUCACAUUUAGCAGUAAGAAGAUCUCCUUGCAGAGGCUGAAGAGCUAUCUGAUCACCACCAGCAGGUGUCCCCAGAAGGCUGUCAUCUUCAGAACCAAACUGGGCAAGGAGAUCUGUGCUGACCCAAAGGAGAAGUGGGUCCAGAAUUAUAUGAAACACCUGGGCCAGAAAGCUCACACCCUGAAGACUUGAACUCUGCUACCCCCACUGAAAUCAAGCUGGAGUAUGUGAAAUGACUUUUCCAUUCUCCUCUGGCCUCCUCUUCUAUGCUUUGGAAUAUUUCUACCAUAAUUUUCAAAUAGGAUGCAUUCUGUUUUGUGAUUCAAAAUGUACUAUGUGUUAAGUAAUAUUGGCUAUUAUUUGACUUGU
Messenger RNA from Pongo pygmaeus (Bornean orangutan), 521 nucleotides. RefSeq names its product C-C motif chemokine ligand 13 (gene CCL13). Gene Ontology annotation, cellular component: extracellular region. The record is from RefSeq and is a predicted model, not a curated record. Gene Ontology annotation, molecular function: chemokine activity; CCR chemokine receptor binding. The transcript is spliced from 3 exons. Bases 48 to 344 code for a protein of 98 amino acids. NCBI's taxonomy places the organism in Eukaryota, Metazoa, Chordata, Mammalia, Primates, Hominidae. Gene Ontology annotation, biological process: positive regulation of GTPase activity; antimicrobial humoral immune response mediated by antimicrobial peptide; positive regulation of cell migration.